GGGAGGCGCAAUGUUGACGCGUGUCAGAAGGAAACAGGUUAUUCUGACAGAUGUGAUGGAAGAGAAAAUUCAUGUAAGAAACACGCAGCAGACCAGCAGCGUCUGUGGAGGGAGAAACAUGGUUAACGUUUCAGGAUAAAAUUCUCUGCCUUCAUGAAUGAUGGUGGCACUCAGUUCAAAUGGUCACAGCUGUUGUUAAUGGUUUGGCCUGCCGUGCUCAGUGCGCAUGCUCGGCUGCCUGCCUGCCUGACGGCGACUCCAGGCAGGCACGACGACGACGGUAUCGCGGAGCGGUUGUCGGUACCGGUUCUGCCGAGGGACAAAUCAAUUCCCCGGGGCUGAGGGGUAAAAGAUCGCGGCCAGAUGGACAAUGGAGACUGGGGCCAGAUGAUGGGUGACCCAGUCACUCUUAAUGUUGGAGGACAUUUGUAUUCAACAUCAAUUUCCACACUAACAAGGUACCCAGACUCCAUGUUAGGCGUAAUGUUCAGGGGAGAUUUUCCCACUGCCAAAGACUCCCAAGGAAAUUAUUUCAUUGAUAGAGAUGGACCUCUCUUCAGAUACAUCUUGAAUUUUCUAAGGACAGCAGAUCUAACACUACCUCAUGGCUUUAAAGAAAUUGAUCUCCUUAGAAAAGAAGCUGAUUUUUAUCAGAUAGAACCUUUAAUUCACUGUCUGAAUGACCCUAAGCCUCUUUACUCGUUAGAUACCUUUGAGGAGGUGGUGGAACUGUCUAGCACACGCAAACUUUCCAAAUACUCCAAUCCGGUAGCUGUUAUAAUAACGCAACUGACAAUCACAACGAAAGUGCACGCUCUCCUGGAGGGUAUCUCAAACUAUUUCACAAAAUGGAAUAAACACAUGAUGGACACCAGAGAUUUUCAGGUGUCCUUCACAUUUGGACCCUGUGAUUAUCACCAGGAGGUGUCUCUUCGUGUUCAUCUGAUGGAAUACAUUGCAAAGCAGGGGUUUACUAUUAGAAUGACAAGGGUACAUCACAUGAGUGAGAGAGCAAAUGAAAAUACCGUGGAACACAACUGGACUUUUUGUAGACUGGCACGGAAAACUGACGAAUGAGCAUCCUCGCAAUACCAAAUGUUAGCUAUGCCAUGGAUCACUGUAUACAGAAUUUAUUUGAAUACCCAGGUAACCAUGUUCUGCAACUCAGUAAUGUUUUGUACAUUAUCCAUAUUAUGCAUACUGUAACCAAAUACUGUUGAAAUGAGAUAGUAAGAUGUAUAUUCCUUUAAUAUUGAAAUUUUGAUUAACUUUUUAAAUAGUACUUGUUAAUUGUUUCCUAAUAUUGAUGUACUUUUUGUUGGUUCUCCCUAUGUACUUAUGAAAUAGAGUUUAAUAAAGUGUCUUUCAUUUAUGUAAUAGUGGAGUUUGGAUCUAUAAAUCUUACCAACCCAAUAUGUUUUAAGGUAGUCUGUAAAAUAUGGGUGCAGAUUAAAAUGAUUGCUGAUAUUCUUGUAGCUCUCUCAGUACAUGUGAGCACACUUCAGUAGUUUAAAAUGCCUCAUUGUUUAAAAUCUUUGCAAAAUCCUUGAAUUUACAGAUAUGCAUUCAUUUUUACAGGCAUUUGGAAGUUGGUCUACAUUUUAAAUAAAAGGUUGAGCCUUUAAAUGUUCUAGCGAGUUGUUGAAGUAUCAUGCAGUAGUUGUCAAUGGAAGGAGCUAGGAUUUUAGAUGAACUAAACAUAGUAGUUCUAACCACUAUUGGUUGUACAUGAAUUUUGAACCUUUGCAUGAAUCACUUGACAAUUAGUUAAGUUUCAAUAUAAACAUCUUUGUUUUGCAUCUAUACCAUAUCAGUGCCAGUUUACAUAUCAUAGUAUACUUCUAAACUGCCAUAUGAUUGUGAUGUUGAUGAAGUAGUGUGAUUAACAACUGUAUCUUACCAUUGUCAUAUCCAUCCCAGACUACAAAACAAUUUGGUUAGUUUGAGUAUUUAGAAGUGAAUGGAAUCCAGUCAGUUCCAACAUAAUGUGUCAAACCUAUGUUGAAACUAUGUACAGCUGUCAAACAGAAUUAUCACUUAAAUGUCUGAUUAACCAGAAAGUUUUAAGAAAAGCAUUGCUAACUGCAACCAUUAUCACGUGUCGAUUUUAGGCUGUGUCUGAUUUCAAAUUAUUCACGUUUGAUCCAAUUGGUCUUGGUCUCAUGGUGAUUUCAUGCACCAGCAACCAGCUUCCUGAUAAAGUUAGCAGGGUAUUUUGACCAACCAGAUGUAAUUUCAGCAUAUUAGAAUUCUAUCUAAAAGUGAAAUUUUGAAUAUUGAUAUUUUUCUAAAUUUAACAGCUCUGGACCUCUCCAACAGCAUAAUUGCAAGGAGAAGGGACCGAUUGUUAACAUUUGAUAUGGAUUUUUUGGGAAUGAACUGUUUAAAACAUUGCUUUAUGGAUUCAUUUAACAAUGAAAAGGCUGCAUUUGCUAACAUAAUCAGAUGUUUCAGAUAUGUUGUUGUAGAGGCAUAAUUUUAAUAAAACACACUUAAAUCCUUGAGCAAUUUAUUCAAAAUAUGAUAAUUGUUUUAAUUUGAAAAGUUUAAUUGAAUCAACAAUUUUUAAUAUUUUUUCCAAGUCAGAAAUAAACUAAUCUACACACACACGCAAAAUGCUGGAGGAUCUCAGCAGGUCAGGCAGCAUCUAUGGAGAGAAAUGAACAGUUGGCGUUUCAGGUCAAGACCC
Molecule: messenger RNA, 2689 nt
Organism: Pristis pectinata (smalltooth sawfish)
Lineage: Eukaryota; Metazoa; Chordata; Chondrichthyes; Rhinopristiformes; Pristidae
Gene: kctd6a
Product: potassium channel tetramerization domain containing 6a
Exons: 4
Coding region: 364-1077 (237 amino acids)
Biological process (GO): protein homooligomerization
Molecular function (GO): protein binding
Source: RefSeq, a predicted model, not a curated record